Messenger RNA from Durio zibethinus, 1743 nucleotides. Its product is annotated as berberine bridge enzyme-like 28. The record is from RefSeq and is a predicted model, not a curated record. Lineage: Eukaryota; Viridiplantae; Streptophyta; Magnoliopsida; Malvales; Malvaceae. Gene Ontology annotation, molecular function: FAD binding; oxidoreductase activity.
AAUUAUUAAUAAUGCAACUACUGAAACACAUUUCAAUGCACACAAUCCAGUCAUCCAGAAACGAGAUUUUCUCACUUUAAUUACCAAUGUUUCCAUUUCUUCUUGUUAUUCUCCUCUUGUUGUCAUGGAGCACUUCAGCUCAUCAUCCUCCAGAGGAAUUUCUUCAUUGCCUCUCCUUUCAUUUUAAGAACCACUCUUCUAUUGCAAAAGUCAUUUACACGCCAAAUAAUUCUUCGUACUUCUCAGUUUUGAAGUCUGCUGCUCAAAAUCUUAGGUUCUCCACACCAUCUACCCCUACACCUUUGGCAAUUGUAACACCACUGGACGCAUCCCACAUCCAAGCAACAAUUUAUUGUUCAAGAAAACAUGGACUACAAAUCAGAACUCGAAGUGGUGGUCAUGACUUUGAGGGUCUUUCUUAUACAUCCAAAGUUCCAUUUAUCGUGAUUGAUUUGGUCAAUCUUCGAUCAAUUGACGUUAACGUUGAAAAACAAACUGCAUGGGUUGAAUCUGGUGCAACUAUUGGUGAAUUGUACUAUGAAAUUGCUCAAAGAAGUAGAACUCUUGCCUUCCCAGCUGGUAUUGGCCUCAAUGUGGGUAUUGGUGGGCAUUUCAGUGGAGGAGGCUAUGGCUUACUGUUUCGGAAAUAUGGUCUUGCUGCAGAUAAUGUAAUUGACGCUCAUGUAAUUGAUGUUAAUGGGAGAAUUCUUGAUAGAAAAUCCAUGGGAGAAGAUUUGUUCUGGGCUAUUAGAGGAGGGGGUGGGGGUAGUUUCGGGAUUGUCCUUACAUGGAAAAUAAAAUUAGUUCCAGUUCCGGCAAAUGUUACUGUUUUUACAGUCCGCAAAACAUUGGAACAAAAUGCGACUAAGCUUAUUCAUCAUUGGCAAUAUAUUGCACACAAGCUUCCGGAAGAAAUACACAUGAGCAUCACAAUAUCGAGGGUGAACUCAAGUGCUCAAGAUGAGAAGAUGACAAUUCAAGCAUUUUUUAGUACCAUGUUUCUUGGAGGCAUUGAUAAGCUUAUUCCUUUGAUGCAAGAGAGAUUCCCUGAACUUGGAGUGGUGAAAGAAGACUGCCUGGAAAUGAGUUGGGUUGAGUCUAAUCUCUACUUUGCCCAAUAUCCAAAAGGAGCACCAUUGAAAAUUUUACUUCUGAGGAGUUACAAAUCUCCUCUUUCCAAUUUGUUCUUCAAAGCAAAAUCUGACUUUGUAAAACAGCCUAUUCCCGAAACCGCGUUUAAAGGGUUGUGGCCCAAGUUUUACGAGAAAGAAGCAAAAUCUGCAGUUGCGGUGUUGGUAGCUUGUGGAGGGAAAAUGGAUCAGAUUCUUGAGACUGAAACUCCAUAUCCUCACAGGGCUGGCAACAUCUACAGCAUCUUAUACGUGUUGGAUUGGGAAGAAAAACAAAAUAUAAACUCAGUAAGGUUCAUAGGUUGGAUGAGGAAAGUUUACAAAUACAUGACCCCAUACGUCUCAAAAUCUCCACGAGAAGCAUAUGUUAAUUACAGAGAUCUUGAUAUUGGGACUAAUAACAAAGACAAAAGCUACGGCCAUGCCCGUAUUUGGGGUCUCAAAUAUUUUAAAAACAACUUCGAUAGAUUGGUGCGUGUAGAGACAAUAAUUGAUCCCGAAAAUUUCUUCAGGAAUGAACAAAGCAUCCCUCCUCUUUAGGCUUUGCGAAAGAAGCGACAAGCUGCAGGAGCAACCUCAAUAGCAAUGGAAGCUUAAUUGUAGAAUUUCUGAG